Brassica napus (rape) is the source of this 3703-nucleotide messenger RNA. RefSeq lists its product as uncharacterized. The transcript is spliced from 5 exons. The record is from RefSeq and is a predicted model, not a curated record. Lineage: Eukaryota; Viridiplantae; Streptophyta; Magnoliopsida; Brassicales; Brassicaceae. Bases 391 to 927 code for a protein of 178 amino acids.
CAGUGCCCCAAGUCAUAUUGCUUAUGAAUAGUUUUUGAUGAUGUUUAUGGCUUCUUUUGUCAGGUAGAAACUGAGGAACAUCCUGAGAUAUCUGAAGCUUACUCUGUUUCUGCUGUUCCUUUUUCGUCUUCUUCAAGGUCUACUGGUGAUCAGACCCGGUCUCGAUCUCGUCGUGCCUCACCACGAGGUCGUAGUGGUACGGGGAGCCACUCUCAGGGUUCGUCCAGCCACUCUCGGGGUUCGUCCAGCCACUCUCGGGGGUCGAGCAGCCACUGUCGGGAUUCUUCAUUUUCCGCUCCGGUUUUUGCUCCCGCUGCUGCACCCCCUCCCGUUGCUGCACCCCCUCCCAGUGCUGCACCCCCUCCCGCUCCUCCAGUCGUUCCGGAAGUGAUGACUGUUGCCCAGUUGGUUCAACAGCCCGGUCGUGAGCAUCUUCCCUAUCUCACUCUGUGUCCAAAGGGACGACGUCAAACAUGGUUCAACCGAUCCGAGAAGGGGAUCAGCGCAUGGAUCAACAAUAUGAUGUACUCGAACCUCAGCAAGGGAUAUCCGACUUUCACUCACUUCCCUGCCGAGGACCAGGAGAUGUGGUUUCGUCAGUUUGCGCAAGAGUUCACCUGGAAUCCCGAUCACACGAACUUUAUCCGUAACGCCUUCGUUCAUAAAGUUAUGGACAACUAUGGGAAGCAGAUCUACGAGUGGAAGCAGAAGUGGCUCAUCAACCAGGUCCCGAAGUCAAUCAACAGCACGGUCUGGGAGGAGUUGUGUGUGCAUUGGGAUAAGGACGAGACGAAAGCUACCUCCGUGACCAACUGCGCCAACCGCAAGAGCGAUCGUGGCGGGAAGGGCAUGUACAAGCACAAUUUGGGUGCCCAGACUAUUGUCACUCUCGGGGAUCGCUUGGUAAGUUCAAUCUUUUUUUUUUAAUUAUUUAAGUAUUUUUAUUUUAUUGUUUAUGCAUUUCUUCUAAUUUCUAAUGUUUGUUUAACUUUUGUUUUUUUCAUGGCGGAUGAAAAUGAUGGCGAGCCGGUUGAUGAUUUCGUCCUAAUGAAGACGGCGCAUACCAACAAGCACACCGGGGAGAUUGAUGAUGGUGUUGUGAGGGAUGUGCUCAGCCUGAUCGAAACUCAGAAGGAAGACGAAGAGACCCGUCUAUCUCAACUUCAAACCGACCUGGACGCCACUUCGACGGCUUCGACCAACUUGUCCCGGAUUCGAAUCAACGAAAUCGUUGAAUCGGUAUGUUCUUUAUAAAAAAGUUCAAUUCAUUUAUUUCUUUAUUUUUAUUUUAUCAUCUUUUCUAUUAUUUAAAUUUGUUUAUUUUCUAUUUCAGUCGGUUCCAAAGAAGAAGGGACGUUUGGUCGGUUUGGGUCGUCGAGCCCGGUCGGUUCCUCCUUCUGCACCACAGCCCUAUGUUGAUCCAGAAGUGCUUAUGGACCAGUUGAAGGACAAAGAUGACCGCAUAGCUGCGUUGGAGCAAAAGAUGGCGGAUCAAGAGGCGGGAUGGGAGGCAACAAGGAAGCAGAAUGAACAAAUGAUGGAGAUGAUGAAGAGGAUGUACCCGAACGAGCAGUUCCCGUAGUUUCUUUCUUUCUUUUUUCAAAAACAUAUUAUCUAAUAUGUUUUCUAUUUCAAUUUUAAUUUUAUAUUUUCGAAUUUCAAUUAAAAAAUAAUUUUUUAAUUUUUUAAAAAAUAUGUUUUUGGGAAUAUUCCGAGGAAGUGUAUCCCUCGGGAUAUUCCGACGACAACUUCCUCGGAAUAUUCUGUGGGCAUAUCUCCUCGGAAUAUUCCGAUACCUCUUUUCUCUCGGAAUGUUUCCGAGGACCGUUCCAUCGGAAAUAUCCGAGGAGAUACCGACGAACAGUCCUGGGAAAUGUUUCUUCGGAAUGUCCUCGGAAUCUUUAAUAUCCGAGGAGAUACCGACGAACAGUCCUAGGAGAUACCGACGAACAGUCCUAGGAAAUGUUUCCGAGGAAUUCCGAGGAAAUUUUACUUUCCGACGAGAAAUUUCUGACGACCAUUCUCGUCGGUAUGUCCUCGGAAAAAAAACCGGUGUUUUCUUGUAGUGUAAACGCUUUAGUUUUAUAUGAAUUGGAGUGUUUUUUAGUUGCUUCUGGCCUCUAUUAAUGUGUUACACAACUCUGAACAUGCCUUUCAGUUUUAAGACAUCUUGCUUCUUUUGACUUUGGUGAUUUUCACAAUCGUUUCUUAAGGGAAACUUUACAUGAAUACACAAUGAAACAACACCUAUUGGUUGAGAAAUUCUACAAGGCAAUCGCUAGAUCUCUGGGGUUGAAAGAUAAUCGUUUACGCGAGAUGUGUGGAGAAAAUGCUGCGAUGGAGACAAGAUUCAACAUGUAUCCUCCAUGUCCAAGGCCAGGCAAGGUACUUGGAAUCAAACCGCAUGCUGAUGGGUCGGCCUUCACUCUUCUUUUGCCCGACAAAAAUGUUGAGGGGCUUCAGUUCUUCAAAGAUGGGAAGUGGUAUAAAGCCCCCCUCCUCCGUGAUAAAAUUCUGAUCAAUGUAGGAGAUAAUGACAUAAUCAAUCAUGGUAUAUCAUACGAUUUUUUGGAAGAUUGGUUGGUGUAGAUAAUGACAUAAUCUCUCAUGCAAGUUCAGAUAAUGAGCAAUGGAAUAUACAAGAGCCCAGUUCAAAGAGUGGUUACUAACAAAGAAAAGGAAAGAAUAUCUGUGGCAACGUUUUGCAGUGAAGGUCCAGACACAGAGAUCGAACCUGUAGAUGAGCUUAUGUCAGAGGCAAAGACCAAGAUUGUACAAAAAGAUUAAGAAGUAUGACAAGAUCUACUUUGAUUACUAUCAACAGGGUCGAAGACCGAUAGGAGCUGCAUUAAUCUGAAGGCAAAAAAGAACACUUCGUUUUAUAUUGGUUUCCAAGAUUUUCAAGAAAGCAAAGUUGUGUAAAAAGAUUUUACAUUGUUUUUGUGAGAAUCAAAACUCAAUAACCUUGUUGACUUCCUUCCACUCCGAACACGAUCGAUUGAAAUUUUCUUGAAGGAGUGACGAACUAGAACACACCGAUAUGUUGACCCAGUGUUCACCGCAUUUCCCCAAACUAGGAGAAACCGCUAUAUUUCACUGGAGAUAAGAUCGAACCAGCAAUACUAACUGCUCACAAGCGAGCUCCGACUACAACUUGUUGACACCGGCCUCUCGAUCUCUCUCUCUCGGCUAAUGCUCUAACAAGAUAACCUAAUCAGCUCAAGAGAGUAAAGCUAAUAGGUUUUUACUUAGCUAUUUACAUAUGUGAUACUUCACGCUUAGCUCUGAGAUGAUGACAUGUGUCUAAGCUUAAUCCUAGUGUUACAAACUUUUAGACUCAAACCGAGUCUACUCAAUACUUCACUAAACUUAGCUAAUAUCUUCACCUAUUCACCUAGAGUCUUCAUACUUGGACUCUUCUCAACACUUGAUCUGAUGACUAUACACUUAAUUUUCAAUUUUUUUUUUAAAUCAACCAAUGUAUAUGUAGAGAAUGAUGAGAGUAUAAGAUUGGAAGAAUUGUAUAUUGACUCUCAUAAUGAUAAAGCGUAUACAUAUCUAUACUAUUAUUUGAGAAGUGAAUUUGUUGAUUUCUCAUGUAGUCCAUAAUUUUAGGUAAUUUUGUUUAUUUGUCAUGUUUUUAUUAGGUUUUAGCUAAAUUAUUGAUUAUUGAUUAUUAUUAGUAUUUAGCUGAGUCACUAAU